AUGGAGCAGGAGCAUAGCCUCCGGGAGCACCGCCUGCGCCGCCUUGACCACCAGGUGCAGAACCUGCCGGAGAACCAGGAGCAUAACCUGCCGGAGCAGAGCCUGCACCUGGAGCACCCGCCUGCCCAGCGGAGGGAGCACCUUCCUGCCCACCGCUUGGAGCACCUUCCUGCCCACCACUUGGAGCACCUUCUUGUCCACCGCUGGGGACAGUCUGGCCGGGUAGAAGUUUAG
This is a messenger RNA of Lasiodiplodia theobromae, 234 nucleotides long. Its product is annotated as High-affinity glucose protein. The record is from RefSeq and is a predicted model, not a curated record. The coding region runs from base 1 to 234 and encodes 77 amino acids. Lineage: Eukaryota; Fungi; Ascomycota; Dothideomycetes; Botryosphaeriales; Botryosphaeriaceae. The transcript has a single exon.